UUCCGGUCUUUGUAGUUUCACUCUUUGGGCUGCGGUUGUCAAGGACUCAGAGGUGAUGUGAUCUGGGCUAGGUGGCAUCUCCUCUAACGGAUGCCUCGAUCCCAGGGUUAUCAGAAGAAAAGAUCAAGGGGGAAUGAUCAAGAAUAGAUUUUUUUUCUGACUAGUUUAACCUUAUAUGGCUACAACCUUAGCCCUUCAGACUGCAGAGAUGCAGGAGGGAUUUCUGGCAGUGAAGGUAAAGGAGGAAGAGGAAGACCAUGCCUGUGGACCAGAAUCAGGCCUGUCAAAAAAUAACCCCCAUGCCAGAGAGAUCUUUCGUAGACGCUUCAGGCAGUUCUGCUAUCAGGAGACCCCUGGGCCCCGAGAGGCUCUUCGAAGACUCCAGGAGCUCUGCCAUCAGUGGCUGAGACCAGAGAUGCACACCAAGGAGCAGAUCCUGGAGCUGCUGGUGCUAGAGCAAUUCCUGACCAUCCUGCCUGAAGAGCUUCAGGCCUGGGUGAGAGAGCAUCACCCUGUGAGUGGAGAGGAGGCAGUGACUGUGCUGGAGGAUUUAGAGCGAGAACUGGAUGAUCCAGGAGAGCAGGUCCUGAUCCAUGCUCAUGAACAGGAAGAGUUUGCAAAGAAGAAGGCAACUCUAGGAGCAGCUCAGGAAUCGUCAAGUGGCCAGUUCCAAACCUUGGAAGAGCAGUUUCAGUGUAAUUUGCAAGAAAUGUGCCCGGUUCAGGAGAUUGAUGGCGAGGCUAGGACUUGGAAUGGGGAGUUAGCCCCCAAGAGCGAGCUUUCUAAGGAAAUGAAAUCUCUUAGACAAGUUUCUGGAAAACUGAAUGGUGAUAUUACUCAGAUGCCUGAAUGUGGAGACACCUGUGACCUUGAAGGCAGAUUGGAAAAACACCGGGUAAGCUCUUCAGUGGAGAGACCCUAUAUCUGUGGUCAAUGUGGAAAAAGCUUCACCCAGAAUUCCAUUCUUAUUGAGCACCAAAGAACACACACAGGUGAGAAGCCCUAUGAAUGUGAUGAGUGUGGGCGGGCCUUCAGCCAGCGAUCAGGCCUAUUCCAACACCAGAGACUCCACACUGGGGAGAAGCGCUACCAGUGUAGUGUUUGUGGCAAAGCCUUUAGCCAGAAUGCUGGGCUUUUCCAUCACCUCAGAAUUCACACUGGGGAGAAACCUUUCCAGUGCAGUCAGUGCAGUAAGAGUUUUAGUCGACGUUCUGUCCUCAUUAAGCAUCAGAGAAUUCACACUGGAGAGAGGCCUUAUGAAUGUGAAGAAUGUGGCAAGAACUUCAUUUACCAUUGCAACCUCAUCCAGCAUCGGAAAGUUCACCCUGUGGCUGAAUCAAGUUAGCUCCUUGG
This is a messenger RNA of Carlito syrichta (Philippine tarsier), 1353 nucleotides long. It is a transcript of the gene ZSCAN23, whose product is annotated as zinc finger and SCAN domain containing 23. Gene Ontology annotation, biological process: regulation of transcription by RNA polymerase II. The record is from RefSeq and is a predicted model, not a curated record. Gene Ontology annotation, molecular function: DNA-binding transcription factor activity, RNA polymerase II-specific; RNA polymerase II cis-regulatory region sequence-specific DNA binding. NCBI's taxonomy places the organism in Eukaryota, Metazoa, Chordata, Mammalia, Primates, Tarsiidae. The coding region runs from base 176 to 1345 and encodes 389 amino acids. The transcript has 4 exons.